UGGGGUGUCUGAACAGCAGUGUUUCAUACAUCCAUGAUGGUAGAAACCAAGUCCUCCGAGGACACAAAGUCCAGCUGCGUUUCGGCCUUGAUCUCUUGUUUCAAUCUCGGAUCGAAGAAGAAGCCUCUCGCCUCACCAGGACCGACGUCAAAGCCAGCCGUUCCAUAUGAACCAAAACCACUGUCGCCGGCAAAGUCUGCCGAUGGUUCCGUUUCGAAUGGCAAGGCCGAGUCCAUCUCAUCCAAACACGCGGGAACCGAAAACAGAGACGCCGACAGCAAACACAGUCGAGAGUCUGCCGAAGCACAUGUUGAGGCACCCUCGUCCGACGUUCAGCUCGUCAAGCAUCAACCUAUUAUCGUUACAGAAAACGCGCCAGUUGACCUGUGAUAUGAGGCGCUCAACAAGACUCAUCAAGACACCAAGUCUUGGAUGGGAAAGUUCGGCAUCGACCGCUCGAGUACCAUCCAAGUCCAAGAAUUGACAACGCUGGUUAGACAAAGCGAAGAAACCAGGAUGCUAGUUCAGGACUGAAGAUCGGGG
Messenger RNA from Colletotrichum acutatum, 543 nucleotides. RefSeq lists its product as uncharacterized. Lineage: Eukaryota; Fungi; Ascomycota; Sordariomycetes; Glomerellales; Glomerellaceae. The record is from RefSeq and is a predicted model, not a curated record. Bases 34 to 390 code for a protein of 118 amino acids. The transcript has a single exon.